Episyrphus balteatus (marmalade hoverfly) is the source of this 2416-nucleotide messenger RNA. RefSeq names its product putative apoptosis-inducing factor 1, mitochondrial (gene AIF). The coding region runs from base 130 to 2115 and encodes 661 amino acids. The transcript has 7 exons. Gene Ontology annotation, molecular function: protein dimerization activity; NAD(P)H oxidase H2O2-forming activity; FAD binding. Lineage: Eukaryota; Metazoa; Arthropoda; Insecta; Diptera; Syrphidae. Gene Ontology annotation, cellular component: mitochondrion; cytoplasm. Gene Ontology annotation, biological process: mitochondrial respiratory chain complex assembly; apoptotic process. The record is from RefSeq and is a predicted model, not a curated record.
UAAAAAAAAUUUUGACAUGCAAGAAAUAAAAUUAAUCGAAAAAACACCAUAAUUUCCAUUCAUUAUAUUUUGUCUGCAUUUUAUCCAAUUUAUUGAAUUAAACUCUUUAAAAAUUCCAAAAAAAAAACAAUGAUAUGUACGAGACUUUUAAAUUACAAAAUACCAGCAUGUCGUCAGGCAAUGAUGAUUGUCGGUAGAAACAAAUCUUGCCUUCAAAAUAAUUUGAAAAUUGCAUCGCCGCUUUUAUUAAAAAGGAACUUGUACGAAUCGGUAAAGAAACGAGCACUUGAAGCUCGAUCAAAACUUAAGAAAACUGAUUACCCAAAUAAUCGUCCUUGUCCCGAUCCACCAUCAUCCAAAUCAUCUUUGUCAUCCUCCCCAUCACAUGAAAAAGAACAUUCCAAAAAACCAAAAUGCAAACAGAGUUCAAAAGAUUCUGUUCCCAAACCGGCUGCUGCUCCAGGAUCCACUGAAAGUAGUUCUUCCGAUGGAAGUGGAGGAAACUCGAGUAUCAAGUGGAUAGUAGCAGCAUUGGCAGCUGCCGGUCUUGGUGGCGGUGCAUGGUAUUUACUUGGAGGAGAUGGCAAAAGUGACGAUCAGUCUAAAGAUCAGUCUUCACUGGUGUCUAAAAGGGUGCCAUUAAAUGGAAGUGAUCUUCCUAAAAAAGUACCUUACCUUCUUGUUGGAGGUGGUGCAGCCAGUUUUUCAGCAUUCCGCGCAAUUAAAUCCAAUGAUCCAAAAGCGAAAGUUUUAGUUAUAAGUAACGAAUUUUUUAAGCCCUACAUGAGGCCUCCACUUUCGAAAGAACUGUGGUACGCAUCUGAGCCUGGUGUUGUACCCAAAGACUAUCGUUUUAAACAAUGGACUGGCGCUGAAAGAAGUUUAUUCUUUGAACCAGACGAGUUCUUUAUUAAGCCAACUAAUCUGUUAGACAAUCCAAAUGGUGGAAUAGCUGUAGCCCAAGGAUAUGCAGUGAAGAAAAUCGAUCCCAAAAACAGAGUUGCUACACUUGACGAUGGAACAGAAAUUCAAUACGAGAAAUGUCUCUUGGCCACCGGUUGUACUCCCAAAAAUUUGCCAGCUUUUGAAAAUGCUCCCAAAAAUGUUCAAGACAAAAUUAUGUUCUAUCGCUCACCGAACGACUUUGAAAAACUGAAAAAACUAGUCGACGAAAAUAAAUCAAUAACAAUUGUUGGUAAUGGAUUCUUGGGUAGCGAAUUGGCAUGCUCUCUUGCAACUUAUUCCAAAGACACUAACGUUAAGAUAAAUCAGAUUUACGCCGAGUCGGCAAACAUGUCUAAAGUUUUACCAGAAUACCUAAGCAAAUGGACGACGCAAAAGGUUGAACAGUUGGGUGUGUGUGUCGUACCUGGUGUGCAAGUUAAAGAAGUAAAUCGAGAACAAAGUGGAUUGAAAUUGGCGCUGAGCAAUGGUCAGACUGUUCUCACAGAUGUUGCUGUGGUUUGUGUUGGAUGUGAAGCAAAUACAAAUAUUGCCACUUUGUCAGGUCUCGAAGUUGAUGAUGCAUUGGGUGGAUUUGUUGUAAAUGCCGAACUUGAAGCUAGACAGGAUCUGUUUGCGGCUGGAGAUGCAUCAUGCUUCUAUGAUCCUUUGUUGGGCAGAAGGAGAUUGGAGCAUCACGAUCAUUCAGUCAUAUCUGGCCGAUUGGCUGGAGAGAAUAUGGUUGGAAAAGAUGGAAUUAAAAAACCAUAUGAGCAUCAAAGUAUGUUCUGGUCAGACCUUGGGCCAGGAAUUGGCUAUGAAGGAAUCGGAAGGACUGAAUCUUCUCUGCCCACAGUCGGUGUAUUUGCUUUAAAGUCUGACGAAGAGAGAAAAGAUGAUCAUUUAGAACCCACAACAGAAAGUAGUUCAAAAGAAACAACUACCAUAGCCCUCGAACAAAAACCAAAAGACACUCAAACACAACCUACAAAGCCCAACGAAGAAAAUGACUACCAAAAAGGAGUUAUAUUCUAUUUACAAAAUGACAAAAUAGUAGGCAUUCUUCUGUGGAACAUUUUCAAUCGUGUCGGUCUCGCAAGAACAAUCAUCAAUCAAAACAAAUCCUAUGAAGAUUUGAACGAAGUGGCGAAACUAUUCGAGAUUCAUUCGUGAAAUAAUUUCCAUUAGAUAGAUGUGUAGUAGCCAUUGGUUAUUAAUUGUGAAUUAAUUCUUAAGUAUAUUUUAGAACAUGUUUGCAUUUGAGGAGAGAUUGAUUUUGAUUUUCUAAUUAUGCACAAGUUUUUGCGAUGAAAAUAUCUUAAUUAUGGUACGAAAAGUGCAUCAUUGUGUAGUUUUCUUCUGUUAAUAUUCUGACUUUUCUGACGACAUGCAUGUUCUUCAUGAACUUCAACAACAUGUGAAAGCUUUUUUCUUGUAAAUAAAAUAAAAAAUUGUUCAAUUAGAAAUAGGAAAA